CUCAACAACUUCCAAAACCAGAUAACUCCAGAGAGAGAAACACGUAAUUUCUAGAGAAAGAAACAUGUCGAAAGAAGUGAGCGAAGUCGGAGAAACGGCGAGGAAAGACUAUGUCGACCCACCGCCGGCACCCAUCAUUGACAUGGCGGAGCUGAAGCUGUGGUCAUUUUACAGAGCUCUCAUCGCUGAGUUCGUCGCCACCCUCCUCUUCCUCUACAUCACCAUCGCCACCGUCAUCGGCUACAAAAACCAAACCGACCCAUGCGGCGGCGUUGGCCUCCUCGGCAUCGCUUGGGCCUUCGGCGGCAUGAUCUUCAUCCUUGUUUACUGCACCGCCGGUAUCUCAGGUGGACACAUAAACCCUGCGGUUACAUUUGGGUUAUUUUUGGCUCGAAAGGUGUCGUUAAUAAGGGCUAUAGCUUACAUGGUGGCUCAGUGUUUGGGUGCGAUUUGUGGAGUGGGUUUAGUGAAAGCGUUCAUGAAAUCGCCAUUUAACUCACUGGGUGGUGGAGCCAACUCGGUGGCACCAGGGUACAACAAGGGUACUGCACUCGGUGCAGAGAUUAUUGGUACAUUUGUACUUGUGUACACUGUUUUCUCUGCUACUGAUCCCAAAAGAAGUGCACGUGACUCUCACGUUCCUGUAUUGGCUCCAUUGCCAAUUGGAUUUGCUGUGUUCAUGGUUCAUUUAGCCACUAUCCCUAUUACUGGAACUGGGAUCAACCCUGCUAGGAGUUUUGGUGCUGCUGUGAUCUACAACAAUGAGAAAGUUUGGGAUGAUCAUUGGAUAUUUUGGGUUGGACCAUUUGUAGGAGCAAUGGCAGCAGCAGCAUAUCACCAGUACAUUUUGAGGGCUGCAGCCAUCAAAGCUUUGGGUUCAUUCAGGAGCAACCCUACCAACUAAAUUACUUUAUAUUGUUAUUGUGUGUUUUUAUUUAUUUAUUUUUAGUUUUAGAUUUAGUUUGUGUUGUUUGAUUUGGAUUUGGUUUGAUGUUUGAUCUUUCAAACAUGAGAAGUUUUUUUUUUCGUAUUUUAUUUUGGUAUUUAUUAGUAUGAGUUUGCUUAA
Messenger RNA from Lactuca sativa (garden lettuce), 1066 nucleotides. RefSeq names its product putative aquaporin PIP2-8. Gene Ontology annotation, biological process: transmembrane transport. Gene Ontology annotation, cellular component: membrane. NCBI's taxonomy places the organism in Eukaryota, Viridiplantae, Streptophyta, Magnoliopsida, Asterales, Asteraceae. Gene Ontology annotation, molecular function: channel activity. The record is from RefSeq and is a predicted model, not a curated record.